Messenger RNA from Amyelois transitella, 639 nucleotides. RefSeq lists its product as uncharacterized. The transcript has 4 exons. The coding region runs from base 1 to 639 and encodes 212 amino acids. The record is from RefSeq and is a predicted model, not a curated record. Lineage: Eukaryota; Metazoa; Arthropoda; Insecta; Lepidoptera; Pyralidae.
AUGUUCCUAUUAAUCCUGUUCCUACUUCCAUACAUUGAAGCUCACAAAAAUGGGUCCCUAUGUAAUGGGUUCCAGGCUAAUUUUAACUUUAAAGACGUAAUUGGCUCGUGGCAUGUCGUAGCUGUAAUACCAGAGAAAAUGUUUCCUGAUAAAGAAGUCGCUUGUUUCAAAGUUGAGUUCAGUGAGACUGAUGAGGCCGGACUACGUUGGCUAGCCAACAAAACAUCAGAGACGCCCCACCAAUUAAACGUAUCAGACAUCAAAGGCCCUAUAAUUCGGCAGCGUUACCACACGGAAUGCCCCUUCGAUGUAUGGUCAAGGUCUGUGGACGGAGUCGGCGGCUGCUUCCAUCAGGCUCUGGUUUUGGAUACUGAUGACUGUGACACGUACAAGGCGGUAGCUGACAAUGCAAUGAUGCAAUUGCACUUGGUAAGUGCUGGAGAUGGUUCUGGAAAAUUCCUUGUGCAGAUGCUAUGGGGGAAGAUGAUAGCCGCUGUUGUGUACCGACGCAACCAGGGUAUAACCGAAGACCAGCUCAAGCCAGUAUUUGAGCUGAUGUCCAAACUCCGGGGCCCACAAAGGAUGCCCAAGAUCUGCGAUGUUCAGCUGAAGAACUUGCACAUUCUUCACUACCACUGA